GGAGGAGCAGAGGGAGGUGAGGGAGGCAAAGAGGGAGGAGGGGGAGAAGGAGAAGGAGGAGGAGAGGUGGCCAAGGGAACCCCCAAAGGUCCAGUGUACUGUAUCUGCAGGAGACCAGACAUCAACUGUUUCAUGAUAGGGUGUGACAGCUGCACUGAGUGGUUUCAUGGAAACUGUGUUGGAGUUUCAGAAAAAGCAGCUAAAGCCAUCAGAGUCUGGUACUGUCCGUCCUGCAGAGACAAAGACCCAUCUCUGGAGAUUAAAUUCCGUCCUAAGAAGACCAAGGAGAAAGAGGAGAAAGAGUCUGAGCCUGAGAGGGAGGACAAACCUGAUGGAGAUGGAAGCUCCACCCUCCAGCCCAAGAUUGACAAGAGGCGGGGCUCUCAGAUCAAGCGUUCGGCCAGGAUGUGUGGGGAGUGCGACGCCUGUCUGAGGACGGAGGACUGCGCUCAGUGUGACUUCUGUAAGGACAUGAAGAAGUUCGGAGGUCCAAACAAAAUUCGCCAGAAGUGUCGACUGAGGCAGUGUGAGGUCCGAGCCCGGAAGAUGCUUCGGGUCAAAGAUGAGGAGAUGAGUCGGAGUGGUGGCAGAGGGCGGAGCUUUUCAGUGAAAGGGGCGGGGCAUCAGACAGAGGAGGAAGAGGAGGAGGAGGAGCAAGAAGGCGUGUUCAGUGAGAGCGAGCUGGAGCUGUACGAGCAGUACAAAGCAGCUGGAUACAGAGACCUGGUCUGGCACAGCGAGGAUGAGGACGCUCAGUCGGACUCUCUGAGGAAGAAGGCGGUGAAGGUGAAACACGUCAAGAGACGGGAGAAGAAGACAGAGAAGAAGAAAUCCGUCUCUGCUCCUAAAGAGGAGGUGAAGCCUCGUCGCCACAAAGUGAAGCAGCGUCACAGGGAACGCGUGCGUCACAGCGAGCGAGGCGGAGAGGGCGGGGCCAAGGAGGUAGGCGGGGCUUUGAGGCAGUGUCUGGGUCCAGGAUGUGUCCAACCGGCAAGGAUCAACUCCAAAUACUGUUCAGAGGACUGUGGCAUGAAGCUCGCCGCCAAUCGUAUCUAUGAGAUCCUUCCUCAGAGGAUCCAGCAGUGGCAGCAGAGUCCGUGCGUGGCCGAGGAGAUGGGACGGAGACAGCUGGAGCGAAUCAGGAAGGAGCAGCAGGCUGCGAGGCUCCGCCUCACACUGAUGGAGAAACGUUUCCACGAGCUCGAAGGCAUCAUCGCCAACGCUAAACAGCAGCAGGUCCAACAGCACGAGGAGGUGACUGAAGGUGACGGCGAUGACACAGACCUUCAGAUAUUCUGUGUUUCCUGCAGUCACCCAGUCAACCCGAAGGUGGCGCUGAGACACAUGGAGAGAUGCUACGCUAAGUAUGAGAGUCAGACGUCGUUUGGUUCCAUGUACCCAACACGUAUAGAGGGAGCGACCCGGUUGUUCUGUGAUGUGUAUAACCCUCAGAGUAAGACGUACUGUAAGCGGCUGCAGGUUCUGUGUCCUGAACACUCCAGAGACCCGAAGGUCCCGGCAGACGAGGUGUGUGGUUGUCCUCUAGUGAAAGACGUCUUCGAGCCGACAGGAGAGUUCUGCCGAGUGUCUAAGAGGAAGUGUAACAAACAUUACUGCUGGGAGAAGCUUCGCCGCGCCGAGGUCGACCUGGAGAGAGUCCGCGUGUGGUAUAAGCUGGACGAGCUGUUUGAGCAGGAGAGGAAUCUGAGGACGGCGAUGACGAAUCGAGCCGGUUUAUUGGCUCUGAUGCUGCACCAGACCAUCCAGCACGACCCAAUCACAACCGACCUGCGCUCUGCCAAGGACAGGUAGACGGACAGGUAGACGGAUCCAUUAAACGUAUAUUUCUUUUCAAUAUGAGAUCCCAAACCAACAGAAUGCAUUGUGGGAAGCAGAGGCAGCGAACACAGAGGAACAAACAUGGACGCCGUGAUGCUGAGAUCUGGUCCUUGUAUUCAUGAGACAAAACUGUUGUGAUGAGCUGAUUUUGUUGUAAUUAUGAGAUGAAGUCACCUGUUUUCAUGCUCGUUAAUUAUGUCAAUCUGCCUGCAGCUCAUUGGUCAGUCAGGAUCUGUAAACCUGCAGACUUCAGACGUAAUCAAAGUAUUUAUAUCAUCAUGUAAUCGAACAGUAUUAACUGUUUUAUUCUGUUUUUAUACCGUAAUACUGUUUUAUUUCUAAAGCACUACAUUACCCAUAAUUCCACCAAAACCACUACAGCCUGUCAACAGAAGUGUUUCAUAUUUUAUAAAAACAGAUAAGGCGUCAUGAAAUAAAUAAAUAAAGAAUAAAAGCAGACAAAAUAUGUCACAUGAUGCAAUAAAUGUUUAAAAGUCAUUAUUAUAUGUGAGAUUAUAAAAUCUUUUCACUCAUCGCAAGUGAUUUUUUAAAUUUCAUUCAAGAUAAACACAGAGAUUCCCAAUCUCACAUAUUAAUCAUAAAACAAGACGAGGAAACGCACAAUAAAAUAAGAAAAUAAAAACAUAAACACCGUUAAAUUUCAUUUAAUAGCCGGGGCUUUUAUUUGCUUCAGUGACUGGACUCAUUUGGGACGUGGCUUUAAUUCCUUUCACACUAAACAAAGAUGGGAAAUAAGCUGAUAUCAAACUGUUUAAGUAUGAAUAUUACUUUUUAGAUCGGAUAACAUCUCAACUACAAAUCAUUCAUUUGAUCUAGCGCUGAGAGAGGCCGGUAAAUCUGAAUGAAUCAGACUUUGGUGCUCGUUGUUUCCAUAAAAUUAACUGAAUCAUGGAGAAUCUAACGAUGUGCAGCACGUCCAUACUGACUUUUUCUCUUUGUGUGUGCGAUCUAAGCAGCUCGAGCAGGCGACCCGGCGGCAUUUCAGAGGUUUGAUACAUCCAGAAAUCUUUAUAAAAACCAAAGUCCUUAUAGGCAGGUCCAUCCCCUCGGCAGCCAUCUUGGUAAGGCCUCAGGUAUCUGGGACUACCAGGGUCAGGGGUCUCAUUUAUAAACGGUGCGUACGUACAAAACAGGGCUGGAAACUUCCAAAGCAAAGGUUGUGAUCUGUAAAAAACAAACUUUAGGGGAGAAUGUGC
Molecule: messenger RNA, 3056 nt
Organism: Micropterus dolomieu (smallmouth bass)
Lineage: Eukaryota; Metazoa; Chordata; Actinopteri; Centrarchiformes; Centrarchidae
Gene: cxxc1a
Product: CXXC finger protein 1a
Exons: 13
Biological process (GO): positive regulation of DNA-templated transcription
Cellular component (GO): Set1C/COMPASS complex
Molecular function (GO): zinc ion binding; DNA binding
Source: RefSeq, a predicted model, not a curated record